Kickxella alabastrina is the source of this 2874-nucleotide messenger RNA. RefSeq lists its product as uncharacterized. Lineage: Eukaryota; Fungi; Kickxellomycota; Kickxellomycetes; Kickxellales; Kickxellaceae. The transcript has 2 exons. The record is from RefSeq and is a predicted model, not a curated record. Bases 75 to 2771 code for a protein of 898 amino acids. Gene Ontology annotation, biological process: nucleosome assembly. Gene Ontology annotation, cellular component: nucleus; CAF-1 complex.
UUUAUUUUAUUUUGCAUUUAUUUCAAAUUCAAGCGACUGUUUUUUAUUUCUUUACAUUUUGAUAAUUUGGAAACAUGACCUCCACCGACAAUCACAAUACUCCAAAGAAGAAAAAGACGGCGUCGCUCAUGCACUUUUUCGGUCGCCUUGGCCCAAAACAAGACGCCGAGGAAGCGCCAUUGUUUGCUAGCAGCGACCAAGUCGACUCGGACUGUAUGGUUAUAGAUACCACAGCACCAAAGAGGAGAAAAAAGAAGCAGCAUCAGCAGCAGCAGCAGGCAUUACCACCGCCAGAGACGGCUGAAGCGACGGACACACCAGCAAAGCCUGCCCGCCAGGACAGUUCUGCGGUAUCUUUUAAAAAUGGCAAGAUCGCAUUUUCCGAAAAGAAACUAGGGCUUGAAAGACACCCCUCGGUUGUCGCCGCAGUAUUCAAAUUCCAUCAAUUGAUAGCGCAGCUGAAGCAGGAAAACAGAGACAGCCUUCCUCUGAGCACCAUAUCCGUAGAGCACCAUACACUGAUCGCCAUGAUGGUGCAGGAGAGGGAUGUCACCAUCGCCUCGCUAGUAAAGUCGAUAGAGGCGCAACUAUGUCCAGUGGUAUUCGGCGCAGCCACUACUAGCAACUCUGACAUUUUAGCACCGGGCACUGUCGAGUCUGCAAUCGUGUCGAUCGCCGAUCACAAGAACUACGGUGUUCUUCUCGAUGACCUAAAGACAUGCUGCCAAAUAGAUCUUGGCGACGUUCCUAACAGCCUGUCGAUACAGCGGUGGGAGGUGCGCGACCUAUCGUUAUUUCCAGAGGACGUGCGCGAGAUCGUAUUGAAGCGUCGCAGUGCCCGCGAAAACGCCCACUCUGAGUGCGUGCAGUGGUUCCGGUCACUCAAUGCCGAGAUACAAACCCAGAUCCUAGCCGGCACACUAAAGAAACUCAAAAUCAAAGCUCAGUCGACGGCGGCAGCAGCAACAGCGACAGUAGAAGAAGCUGCAGCAGUACCGAUGACUGGGCAGUCCCUCAACAGCACUGACACUGUGGUCGAAGUGACAGCGACAGGAAACAAGCCCGGGCUUCCAACAUCUCCAAAAAAGCAGCCACACAAUUCGCACCUGUUGCGAGGCCAACAGAGCUUGCAAAGCUUUUUCACUAAAGACAGGGGGGCGGAAAAGACCAAGCGGCAGACUGUGGCAUCUCACGAGACGGGGGGCAAGAGCUACUACGCGACUGUGUUUUUGCCAUUCCAUGUCAGGAUUAACACUGCGAUGUUUUGGUACCAGCCGUCGCCGACGUUUGAACCCAGCCGCAUUGACGCAGUGUUGGGUGCCGCACCUUCCGGGCAGAUUGUUUGCAACCGCCGCGGCGAUUCGGAAAUGCGGGCGUACCUAAACGAGUUUGCGGCUUGCCCACGAAAGUUUGUUGCUCGUCCUGUUCCAGCCAUACCUGUCAGCGACGGCUUUGAACUGGACGAGGCUGAGCUUUACCAGUGGCGACUCCGGCAGAUGCCCAUGAAGCUGAUUCAUUUUCAUGGCAGCCGGCGCCCGGCGUACUGGGGCACGUGGAGUCGCCAGCUGCGCAAUGUCAGCGGACGGCGACCAUUUGCACAGGACACUUCCGAGCUGGACUACGAUGUUGACAGCGACGCAGAGUGGGAGGACGAUGAGGGCGAGGGCGAGGAUCUGCACAGCGAAGAUGAUGAAGACAAUGAUGAUGAUGAAGACGACGAGGACGAUGACGACGACGAAGAUGACGAGGACUUUGACGAAGAAAAUGGCUUUAUCGUUGGGGAUAAUGCCCCCCGAUCACACUUUGGCAUGCACGAGCAAGCUGAUACAGGUAGCCAGAGCGAUGGCGACGACGACGACUCCGAUUCUGAAAGCGACUCAGAAUUUGUUUCCGAGGACGAGGUCAUUGAAGAAAUCGACGCCAGUGAGGAAGUAUGUGCCGGCGAUAUGGAUGUCGACGAGCCCGCAGAGUGCGCCGAUGGCGCCGAGGAGCUCUCGAUUAUCAAGACAGUUCGCUCGCGGCGCAAGGUUUCUUUCGAAGAGCGGCCGCAAAACCAAACUGACCUGCACGCCGAUCCACAGCCGCGCCAACGCCAACGUCGGCGGCAACGCGUGCAGCUACUUACACCUGUCAUCAUUGGGCUGGUGUGGGAUGAAAUCAACUAUGCAGAUCUUGACAAUGCAGGCAAAUACGGCAUGCUAGCCGCACUGGCAGUAACUCCAAUUGAAACCACGCUGCCACUGCAUAUCAGCACUAAUCCCGGCGACAUUCAGCCCACUCGACAGAAAGAGAGCGCAAGCAAAGUAGACAACCCGACAGCCCCCCUUCCUCGCAAGGGAAAUGAGGUCAGCGACAAGGAUUUUUUUGCCCUGGUCAGCGUUGUGCACGGGUCGUCCCUCGGAGUGUUGCGCCUAGUCGAAGAGCUAAAGGCACAGAUUCCGCACGCUUCAAAGGCACAUAUCGAGCGCCUGAUACACGAGCACGCUGUCAAGGAAAAGCGCCCGCCAACAACUCGCCCACUGUGGUAUGUCAGCGCAGAACUGGUUCAGCAGGCCCAGGCGGCCCGCCAGUCCAAUGAAGAUGCGGCGGGGAUGGAGGUAGAGGCGGUGGUUGCGGAAAAGAAGUGCAAGCCUGAUUUAGUUGGCGGUGCUGGGGACACCCGGCCUGUCGGUCGGCAUGUAGGCAGGUCGACCGACCAGACUGAUGACUCGGCGCUUGCAGAGAAUGCGGCAAAGCGUCAGCGGAUAGACGGGUCAACAUGCGAGGCCUAAAAAUGCAGUCAACCCAUAUGCAAAGUGUGCGCGAGCAUUUGACCCUAGCCUUUUUUUUAAAAACUUUUUUUACAGGAUAGAGAAUCGACCACGCAUUGCUUUA